AUGUUGCUUUUGUCUUUUAUACACGGUUUUAUUUCUGAAAAGGAAUUUGGAGUUUUACACGAAGCAUUGCAGACCAAGAAUCCAAUUUUUCCGCACAGUGAUUACGAAAGGUUUACUUUAGACACUCUCGAGGAAAGUGAAAUCUUUGCAGAGUUUAGAGUACGAAAACGGGAUAUUGAACGGUUAGCUGAUGCUCUGGGGCUUCCAGAGUCAUUCGUCUGUCACCAGAGGACAAGAGCCGAUAAGAUUGAAGGACUCUGUAUGGUGCUCAAAUGUCUGGCGUACCCGUGCAGGUACAGUGAUCUAAUACACCGGUUUGGGCGAGCUGUGCCACAACUAUCUAUGAUCACAAACGCGGUGGAAGAAUUCAUUUACCAAAACCCCCACCACAGAUUAACACAGUGGAAUGCUACUCUUCUAAGCCCGCGGAAACUUCAGCAGUAUGCUGAUGCAGUGGCAGUGAAAGGUUCUCCAUUGAAAAACUGCUUCGGAUUCAUCGAUGGGACCGUAAGACCAAUAUCAAGACCGGGUGAAAACCAAAAAAUAGUGUACAAUGGGCACAAGAGGCUCCAUGCCCUAAAGUUUCAGUCCGUUACGCUGCCGGAUGGGCUAAUUGCGCAUCUUUUUGGACCUGUUGGUAAGUCAGUUUACAUUUCAUGAAAGCAAUGGAAAAGUGAAAAUUAAAACGAAAUAGGUCGGUGACCCUCUACAUGGGCUUCCGUCCCCCAUCCUCACCCCACCAAAAAGGGUAUUUUUAGAAAUGACUGUCGAGAAUACUUUGGUUAAAAAAUUAACAUAAAUUAUGUAGAGAAUAUUUUUAUUCUUCAUGUGGUGUCUCCAACUAAAACUUUAUUAAACAGUGAUAAUAUUAUUUUCUGUUAUUUAGAGGGAAGAAAGCAUGAUGCAGCAAUGCUAAAAGAUUCUCAUCUCCUGGAUGACCUUAACGCUCAUGCAUUUAGUGCCACUGGUGAGGCCAUGUGUCUCUAUGGGGACCCCGCUUAUCCCCAUCGCAUCCAGCUGCAAGGACCCUUCAAAGAACAACGACUGACUCCCGCUAUGGAGGACUUCAACAGUGCCAUGAGCUCAGUCCGUUCCUCAGUUGAGUGGGUGUUUGGUGAUGUUAUUGGACCAUUUAAACUUUUGGAUUUCAAAAAAAAUCUCAAAAUUGGUCUAAGUCCAGUUGGCAAACAUUACAUAGUGAGUGCUCUGCUUAGGAAUGCCCUGACAUGUCUUUAUGGCAAUAAUACAGGGGCAUACUUUGGAGUGGAACCACCAUCUCUAGAGGAGUACUUCUCCUAA
Messenger RNA from Porites evermanni, 1299 nucleotides. The record is from the annotation of a GenBank genome assembly. Lineage: Eukaryota; Metazoa; Cnidaria; Anthozoa; Scleractinia; Poritidae.